GGGAUUUAGAGAUGGUUAGAAAACGGUCAAAACCGUGGAAUAACUGUAUAAAAAUCCCAUCAACGAGGCCUAUCCUUUUUAACCUUUCUUUUCUGUGCUUGAUGAAUGAAAGUGAAGAGGGAGAUCUAAAUAAAUGUACGGCAUGGAUAGACUGAUUGUGAAAAUGGGAUCAAAAUUGGACUUGAUCGAAGAAGCGUUUGGCCCACACAGUCUCCGAUCAUAUCUUGCAGAGUUCAUCUCCACCUUUCUUUUCGUCUUCAUUGGAGUAGGAUCGGCAAUCUCUGCCGGAAAGCUUACGUCCGAUGCCUCAUCCGACGUAACCGGCCUCGUUGCGGUCGCCGUUGCGCAUGCAUUCGCCUUGUUUGUGGCAGUGUACGUUGCGGCAAAUACCUCUGGAGGUCACGUGAAUCCAGCUGUCACUUUUGGAUUGGCAGUCGGAGGCCACAUCAGCAUCCUAACUGGCACCUGUUACUGGGUGGCCCAGUUGCUGGGAUCCACCAUGGCUUGUCUCUUCCUCAUGUUAGUAACACGUGGCCAGGCAAUCCCGACUCAUGGGCUGGCUUCGGAGAUAACCGGGUUUGGAGGUACGGCCAUAGAGAGCGUGACGACGUUCGCACUCGUGUACACCGUGUAUACAACUAGGGAUCCGAAGAAGGGUCCACUCGGAAUUAUGGGGCCCAUUGCAAUUGGGUUUGUAGUGGGGGGAUGCAUCCUGGCGUCCGGUCCAUUCACGGGUGGUUCGAUGAACCCAGCCCGCUCCUUCGGACCGGCCGUGAUCACAGGUGAUUUUAAGAACCAUGGGGUUUAUUGGGUGGGACCCUUGAUUGGAGGAGGCAUUGCUGGACUGGUGUAUGAAAACGUUAUGGCUCUUACCAGCAGCCAACCGUCUCUCGCGGCUGCUGAUGCUGCUUAG
Molecule: messenger RNA, 913 nt
Organism: Magnolia sinica
Lineage: Eukaryota; Viridiplantae; Streptophyta; Magnoliopsida; Magnoliales; Magnoliaceae
Product: aquaporin TIP2-1-like
Exons: 3
Coding region: 134-913 (259 amino acids)
Biological process (GO): water transport; transmembrane transport
Cellular component (GO): membrane
Molecular function (GO): water channel activity
Source: RefSeq, a predicted model, not a curated record